Messenger RNA from Canis lupus familiaris (dog), 3677 nucleotides. RefSeq names its product RHOG family member 2 (gene RHOG2). The transcript has 3 exons. Gene Ontology annotation, molecular function: GTP binding; protein kinase binding; GTPase activity. Gene Ontology annotation, cellular component: cytoskeleton; cytoplasmic vesicle; cell projection. Gene Ontology annotation, biological process: establishment or maintenance of cell polarity; cortical cytoskeleton organization; actin filament organization. The coding region runs from base 228 to 830 and encodes 200 amino acids. The record is from RefSeq and is a predicted model, not a curated record. Lineage: Eukaryota; Metazoa; Chordata; Mammalia; Carnivora; Canidae.
CUGCGUCUGACGACUGGGUGGGACUCGGUAGCUGCCCGGAUGUGGCGCCGAUCCCGCCGAGCCUUGCCCACCCCGGCGAGAGUCUCCCGGGAGCCUCUGCCCGCCGCAGUGAACAGCGUAGGAGGACGACCACUUUGCCAGAAAAAUUCACUUAUGUACAUACACAUAAUAUUACAUACUUCAGAGGCGGCUUCUAGGAUCUAUUGAAGUUUAUCCUCUAGCAGUUCAUGGACUCCACGGACUCCAAGGGAAGAAUGCAGACAAUCAAAUGUGUGGUUGUAGGAGAUGGGGCUGUCGGGAAGACCUGCCUCCUCAUCAGUUACACAACAAAUGCCUUUCCUGAGGAGUAUAUCCCCACUGUCUUUGACAACUACAGCGCCCAGACCUCUGUAGAUGGCCAGAUCGUCAGCCUGAACCUGUGGGACACAGCUGGCCAAGAGGAGUAUGACCGACUGCGAACGCUGUCCUACCCCCAGACCAAUAUCUUUGUCAUUUGUUUUUCCAUUGGCAACCCAUCCUCGUAUGCCAACGUGAGGCAUAAGUGGCACCCGGAGGUCUCCCAUCACUGCCCCAAUGUACCUGUUCUGCUUGUAGGGACCAAGAGAGACCUGCGGAAUGAUGUUGAGACAGUGAAGAAGCUGAAGGAACAGAGCCUAGUGCCCACAACUCCUCAGCAAGGCACUUCCCUGGCCAAACAAGUAGGGGCAGUGAAGUAUCUGGAAUGUUCGGCCCUGCUGCAGGAUGGAGUGCAUGAGGUGUUUUCAGAAGCUGUCCGGGCUGUGCUUUACCCUGCUACAAAGAAGAGCACCAAGAAGUGUGUACUGUUAUAGCUUCGGGGGGUGCUACUUGGAGACUGCACCUAGGGAGAAAAAGAGGGACUCCUUUGAUAGCAUUGGACAAUGCCAGCAUGAGCCAUUUGUCUCUUCCCAGAAACCCUAGACUCCAGGCUAUUGGAGGAACAAAGACAGCCUAGUUUAUACCUGGCUGCUUGGAAGUUUGUGGAGGAAGAGAGAGAGAAUGAGAGAGAGACUGACUUUCACCUCUAAAUGUGGCUUUCCUAGCCAUAUUUACUAUUGAACAAGUGCCUCAAAGAAGGACAAAUCUACAGUUUUCAUAUCAUGGCCUUAAGCUUCUUGAUAUACUAAUUUUGGAAAGCCAUCUUAUGUGUGAUUUCUGGGUGUUCCCAAUGUCGGCAUGUUCUUGAGAUGAGACAUGCUUGCAAAAGUGCUUAAGCAGCAUUUUUUUUCAAAGUACUGGGAGAUACUAAUAGAUAAAUGUUCUGUAACAAGGUUCUGUGGUCAAAUAAGUCAGGAACCAGUGGGGUGUUAAAUGUUUAUUUAAAUCCUAGUUAGUUAACACACAGUGUACUAUUAAUUUCAGGUGUGCAAGAUAGGGAUUCAAUACUGCCACACGGACCUGGUGCUCAUCACAAGUGCCCUCCACCUUAAUCCCCAUCACCUAUCUACCCCAGUCCCUCACCUACCUCCCUUCCGAUAGCCAGUGAUUUCAAUAAAGCUGAAGUUUCCUCUGCUGCAGGAAUGUAUGACAAUAUUUGUAUUGUCGUACAAAUGUAUGAUGUAUUUAUUUGGCAAUAUUUCCCAAAUUUAUUUCACUGAACUUUUUUUGGGUCCAUGCAACACCUGUUAACAUCUCUAGAAACAAUUUCAGAGAUUCUGGGCUAAUAGGAACUAGAAAUUCCCAAAGAGGCUGUGAGAAAAAGCAUAACUGUGGUCCUGUGCUUUUUGAUGUUUCCUUCUUUAGGCCUUUGAGAGGAAUUUUAUCGCCAUGGACUUGUUACUAGUUCCUCUCUGACCCUUAGGAGGUGGGUUUGGUACUUAGUCAUGAUAGUGCAUUGGAUGUGGGGUCUGAUGGGCGGAUCUGCUAUCAGAUUAUGGCCCUAGUGAUGUGGAAUUAAUCCCCCAUAAAGCUGUGUCCUUGAGGUCUCUAUGAGGCCCUUUUUUUCUGUCAGCUUCUGCUUUAGGGAAAGACCACUGAAGGUUAACCCCAUAAAUCAACCAACCCACCAACCAAAAUGUUCUUCCAGUCAUUAUCAGGGAGUUAUGUGAUUGUUCUCAGCGUCCUACCUUGCUCUCUUCCUGUUCCUCCCUCCUCUAUAUUGUGUGUGUGUGUGUGUGUGUGUGUGUGUGUGUGUGUGUGUGUGUUUUCAGUCCUGGUUGCCUUUGAAGUCUUUUAGUUGCCCCAAGAAAGUUGGGAGUAUGUAGGAUCUCCAGACCCCAGGGCUGUCACAUUUGUGGGGAUUUUGCUGGAGUUGUUCAGCCUGCCCAGGUGCAGUACGAGUCAGAUUCCUUACCCCAGUAAGCCUGCUUCUCCUUAUUCUCCCUAGUUGUACUUUUGACCUUCAUUUGAUAUGGAAGGAAAACUCUACCUGGCAGAUGGUGGUUGACAACUCCACUCUGCACAUACCCUCUCACCCUGCCAAAAUAAGCAUUGGAUCUUCGAGAGUUUGGGAAAUGGAAUUAAAAGAAUCACAUACCUCCUUCUGUGGUGAAUGAAGUGUCUCUGUUUUGCUCUGUGAUAGUCUUACUGUUGCUCUUUGUUAAUAUAUGAUAAGAUUAGUCCUCAGGUUAACUGAACCUCCUGGAUACAGUUGCCAGAUAAAAGAGAGUAAAUAAUUCUUUAGUGUAAGUAGGUACCAUGCAAUAUUUGGGACAUAGAAUGAGAAAUUAUUUGCUCUUUAUCUGAAACUCAAAUUUAAUGGGACAUCAUGUAUUUUUAUUUGCUAAAUCUGGCACCCUUAUUCUCUGAGAACUUGAAACCCAGAGGUCAAGCAGAUACCAAGUAUUGUUAGAAGGUAAAAGGUUACAUAAGCUCACUAUUCUUCCUUUUCUCCUCUCCCUCACCAUAGACUAAAGUGUUCUGUUUUGCUUUUCCUUUAUCACUGCACUUUCCACUCCAUAUAGUAAUUCAUUUCUACACCAUUUAUUGUCUAAAACUGUGGAGGAUCCAUGAUGAAUAGUAUUGUCUCGUAGAUGUCUUCUUUCUCAAUUUCAGUGUACUGUAUUUAUUUCUGGUGUUUGGCCCAGAGCUUCCUGUUAUGGGGUUGUAGGGACCCUGUAUGAGCAGGUUGUUAACUGGAAGAGGGUGAGGGUGGCCCUCCUUAACUAAGGCCCAGUAACACUUUGGAAAGUGGGGGUCCAUUAUAGUAGUGUGGUGACUGUAGGAGUCAAUUGGCCUGUGGGCAUGUGUGCCAACUGCUCUGUGUAUUCACUGAGUUUUCCUACAGGCAGCCAAAUGAGGCACCUAUUGCUUGAGUGUAUUCUGGUCUCAGGAUGUUCUGAUUGAUGCUGCCUGAGGUGCUUACAGGACUUCAUGGUUGAAAGGGGCUAGAAACAUGGCUGUCACUGGUGUCUGGGAACUUUCCAUUUAGCUACUGAAAUCUUUUUAAUUGGCUUAUAAUAGUGCCUCCUGCUCUCACUUUGCGUAGCACAUUGCCAAAUGUAAGCCUGGGCUGGGUUUGGUCAAACUCAUAUCCUCUUAGGAAUGGAGGUGUGACCCACAAGUCUGAGAGUAUGGUUCUGUAUUAGACUGAUCUGAUGGUCUUAAACAUACACUGACAUCUUGUUUUUAUACUUAAAAGGAAUUUGUAUGAAGACUAACAUGCUAAUAGUCACUUUUCAAUUGUUUGUAAUGAAUGGUAAUAAACUUUUCUGAUUUUA